CCUGGCUGCAUGAUCAAAUCACGACAGCUGUUCUGCAGCAGACCAAAGUUGGAACGUCACUUCCGGGAGCGCCUGUUUGGUGUUUGUGACAGUAGAGAGAUCUAUUUUCAAAUAUUAAGUAAUAGCGGAGGUAGUUCCGGUGCAUGAAUAAAUUCCUUGCAGUGAAAACGAGGGUUAAAUCGCUUUCCAGGAGAAGGAUAUGUCGGACCGAGAGAGCGGAGAUGAGCAGCCUCAGGGGCAAAGUAAAUAUCAUGGACAGGCAGGAGGUCUGGAGACUGGCGGAAGCUCAGACUUCGAUUCCGGGCAGCAACAGCAGGGGGAACAAGAGCUGGCCACAAAGAUGUUGCAGAUUCAGUCUAAGAGGUUUUACCUAGAUGUAAAACAGAACAGAAGAGGACGGUUCAUCAAAGUGGCAGAAAUUGGGGCUGAUGGUAGGCGGAGUCAAAUUUUCCUAGCCCUGUCAACAGCGGCAGAAUUUAGAGAUCACUUGUCGACAUUUAGUGACUUUUAUGCAUCAUUAGGCCCGCCAAAUCCAGAGAAUGUCCCAGAGGAUGGGAAGCUCAAAUCUGAGAUGAUGAUCAAGGACAACCGGCGCUACUAUCUGGACCUAAAGGAAAACUCGCGUGGACGAUUCCUAAGGGUGAGUGUAUCACAGACCAUCACACGAGGAGGGCCAAGGUCACAAAUCGCCAUUCCCGCUCAGGGGAUGAUUGAGUUCCGGGAUGCUUUGACAGAUCUCCUUGAAGAAUUUGGCACCGAUGAUGGAGGAUUCAAAGGCGAGCUGCCUGAGGGACGGCACAUGAGAGUGGAAAAUAAGAAUUUCUACUUUGACAUCGGACAGAACAAUCGUGGCAUCUACAUGCGCAUUUCCGAGGUGAAGACCAAUUUCCGGACGGCCAUCACAGUUCCAGAGAAGUCCUGGGCCCGUUUCCGAGACAUCUUCGCAGAUUACUGUGAGAAGAUGAAAGAAGGAGGCGAAAAAGUGUCUGUAGGUGGUGGUUCUGAUGGGGGACCUAGUGCAAAGUGAGGGUUAGCCAACCAUUAGGACGUCAAAUAAAACAUGAGAAAAAUAUUGAAAGUAAUCACAAACCAUAAAAGGCUAAAAGAUUUAAAACCCUAAGACAUUUGAAACAAGAGACUUUUCCAUCCAAGGACAUAAAAAAUUUAAUUGUAAUUUUGAGGAGUUUUUAAAAAAAGGUCAAUAAGGUAAUGAGUAAAAGUUUAUAGACUGGAAUUCGGGGCUGUCAAAGAUAGUGAGGAGAAGAAUUAUUCUUUCGUUCUGGAGAAGAAAAAAAUGGUUACUUCAGCUAGCUGAUGCAUCCGUGAUGGAAGGCGACUGUUCAUUUGGAUGCUCCUUUACUCCUGAAGAUGGUUACAGCACCCUGUCAUUGAUGUUUAUGAACAUGGUUUUUUGGAUCAGAAACUUGCCUCGGAUUGUUUCUUUAGUUUUUAUGAAAACGGUGUUGAAAAGAUAAUUGUUUCUGUAUUUUAAAAAUGGAAAAUGCCAUAUUUGCUCGUUUUGUUAGGAAAUGUUGAUAAAAGUUGCUAUUUCUUGUGUGUGUCUGUGAGAGAGAGUGAUUGUGUGCGCGCGCACACACAUGUGUAUCAACAUGUUCUCAUGGUUUAGGUCAUACAGCUUAAGGGGUUGAUUUAAAGGAAGUAUGCAAGUAUGAAAUUAGGAUUGUAUUAUCAUAAAAGUUUUAACAAGUUUAAAUUUGGAAAUUCAUAUUGAUUUUAAGAAAAUGCUGGUGUGAUAUGGGGAUGAUCCUUUCAUUCAGUCAGAAUGUAGUGAUUUAUGUGUGUAUAUAUAUGUAUAUAUAUAGUACACAAUUUUGAAAGCGGGGAUGUGCUUGUUUGCACAUUCACGUGUGUGUUUUAUGAUUGCUUCAUUUUGUCAGAUUUGUACAGGAAUUUGCUGGAUGUGUUGGAGUUAAUUUUGUUUACUUAACGUAUGUUGUUAUGUUUCAGUUCUUAGUUAAAGAAUCAACAUUGUAUGCUUUAUGAGGAAAUGUGUGUUGCUGAAAAUUACUUGUUAAAAAUCAAAUUCUACUCAUUAAUUUAAUUCAGAUUUUUAUUGCUUUAGGCCCUACUUAUGGCAUUUUCAGAACAUCUUUAGGUGCCAAUUUUAAGACAGUUUUAACAGAUCCACAGGUUUCUAAAAGGAACACCAAAUUAUAAAUGGCUACAGUUGAGAAUCUGUUAAAACUAAAUACAUUGUUUCUGAGGUGGGAAUAUUAGACAUUUUAAUUAAGUCAAUGGAAUACAGCCCAAGAGAGAAAUCAUCUGACUGUGGCAAAUGACUUGUGUAUGAGUAAAGUUUUAAACCUGUGGAGUAACUGAGUGGAUGCAUGAAGUGCUGCAAUGUGAGCAUCGCUGCCAGGUCCAGAAGAGAUCACAAAGUGAUGUUAACAUAAUGAGAAACUGCAUUGUCGUUAAUGAUAAGAACGUCUCAGAUGUACGUUUAUAAAACAAACGAUCAGCUACAAAACUCUGCCAUCCUAAGUCAAAAGAUGUGAACAUUAUAGAUGUAAUAAAAACAUGUAUUAAAGUGAAACUUACAAACUACAGCUUAGAAUAUUUCUAAGUGUGUUAAGAAAAAAUACAUGCUGAUAUGUUUAUACAGUGACAGUUAAAGAAGACCAUGUCGCUUUUUAACGUCAUUGUAAUGUGAAAUGAACCUAUGACUAGAAGUGAUGGACGAGAGCUAGGAAUGACUUCAGAGAAGACCUGAUCGACCAUCAGAUGAACAAGAAGGAACUAGGAAGGUCACAUUUAAUAAGAUUUCUGAGAUGCUUUGUUUCAGUUGAAGUUGAUGCCAAGUGGUUUUUUAGUCAUGUAACAGGAUAGCCUGUGCAUACUUCCAGAUUGCUAUGGUUUCCUAAGCAAGAGAGAAAACUGGUUGAAGUUUAUGAAUUUUUGAGUUUAAAAUUAUAAAAUAUAUAUUGAGUUGUAAAAUAUAGAGCUAUCACACUUGUUGGUAAUUUAUUUUCUGUUUAGGAUGUAGAUGAUAAAUUUUACAGACUAAGUUUUCAUUACUCUUUGUUACUAACAAAGUUAUGAAAAUUCAUUGUUAAGUUGCAAAGAAAUGAUUACAGUUUCAUAUUGUGCAAGGAAGCUUAAUAUUUGAACAGCCACUGUAAAGGAUAUGAAACCACUAAAGCUAAUUGUAAGUUAUUUUUUUUAAAAAAGGAAAUUAUUCUUAAUCAAAAAAAGUAAGAAAAAAAGAAAGAAAAAACAACAAAGUGUCCUCGCAAUGUGCGCUGCACGGCAGUGAACUCUAUGCAGAGGGCAUGUAACACAAUCCCACAAAACUGCCAUGUAAUUAGAUUAAAAUAGAAAGACAUUGGUGGCUUGUGUUUGUACAAUAAUAAUAAUAAUAAUAUAAUAAUGAUGACGUGAAAACAUGACAUCAAAAACCAAGUUUGUAUAUAAAUAAUUAUGAAGACCAAUAUCAGAUCUGUUGGUAGUCUUCAGUCAACAGACAGAUUUGAGAUGGGCAAUAUUACAUUUGACAUAAUUUAAGAAAUGUGUUAAUAUGUUGUAGGUGGAGUCUGCCCGCAGUUUUUCAUUUAAAGAUGAAGCUGAACGUGGGUCUCGCAAACCCAGUCUUUCUCAGAAAUGUGCUUGUUCUACUCAUGAAAAUUUAAAACUGAAAUAUAUCAAAAUUUUUUGGAAUGACUUUCCUUCCAUUGUUGGAUGAUAUUAAUAUUAAUAUUUCCAGCAAGAACAGAAUGAAGCUGUAGAGUUAAAAGAAAUCAAUAGGCUAUAUAUAGGUUGUUCAAAAAGUUUUUGAGCAGUAGAAAGCAAAACAAAAACAAAAAAACUUACGUGUACAGUAGAAAUAUUUUUUUCUGUAGACAUGACACCAUUUUGUAUUCAAUGUUAUGUCAGCUGUAAACAACUGUCACAAGUCUGUGGUACCAAUGUAGACAAAAAUAACCACGUUACCAAUCUCUUCAUGUUGUUGACUUUCAACCACAUAUCUGCUGUAUAGAGACUUUUUGAACACCUUGUAUUUUGAAGAAAGUGAAGCAAAGAGACAAGACACUACAGUGUUCUGCAUAGGAACAUGCAAGACAAUGAUUUCAUUGUUGUGUUCUGUAGGAAUGAGAGGUGUAGGUAUCUAGGAUAUGAGAAGAGAUGACAUGUUAUUUAGUAUAAGGAAUAAUUUUGAAAAGAAAAAUACUUUAGUGAUGCUUAACACUGCCCAACUAACUUCUGUGCACUUGUUGGAGACCCUGCUGAAACCCCCAGAAGUUGACAAGAAGAAGCUUUAAUGUAUAGAAUUAACUCAGAUUACUUAUUUAAUAAUAAUAAUAAUAAUAUAUAUGCAUAUCUUUAUUAUAUGAAAGUUUUCAUUGUAGAUAGUAUGCAUUUUAUCAAAGGCUGCUGGGGACACAGGGUUCAGUGAUAGCAUUUGAAAUGAUUACAGGAACAAAUUUUGAAAGUACUUUGUCUUGUUGCAUUUCAUAAUUUCUAAUCUUACAAUUAAUGAUUUUUUUUCCCUUCAUUGGAUCCUCUUGGUUGUGACUUCAUGUGCAUGAGAGUUCAUCCAGUCUGUCACAUGUAAGUUUCUUGUGGUACUGUGAGGCAUCUCUAAGUUAAAAAAAAAAUUAUUUAAGUUGUUUUGUGGGUUUGCUGUAUCAUGUACUGUUAAUGGACACACUACACUUUGAAAAGAAAUACUAAUAAUAUUAAUUAGUGGUGUUAAUGGGAUUUAAACAGGAUCGAAGGAUGUAUGAAAAUGGGUAAUAGGUACUGUAGUUCAGAUCUACAACAUGUGAAGAAUAUGUUAUCACGGUGAUGGUAGCUGGUGGCAGGUAUGAACAGAAAGUUGACGUAGUAUUGUUCCUGAUACUUCUGUACAGUGAUUCUCCCCUAGUUAACUUUCCAACCAAUCCAGAAUGAGGAAAAUAUUAUAUAAGCAAUUUUUUUAAAUCCAGUUUAUUGCCCAUAUUCUGUUAAUUGUAGUUGAAUUUUCUGUCAAGAAGUUUUUCCGCUGAUUUGCAUUAUUAAGGGAAGCUGUAUAUUCCAGAACAAACAUUUUAAAAGUCUGUGCAGUUGGUAGAUCACGAUGUAUUUGAAUUUUAGGACUAAUUGGUAUAAAAUUAAUAAUUUUUUGUGUUAAAGAAAGUGGCCAUGUAAUUCAGUUAGUAAAGUAGAUAAUCAUGGUUAAAUUUCCUGUGAAAUCUCUGUUGUCCUCUUGGUUCAUCAUUGUUUCCAGUAACUAUGUGUGUUGCCUUUUAAUCAUGAUCUGGCGAUUUUCUUUUUAGUUGAAAUCAGAAAUAGGUGCGUGACACUGAAGUUCUUCAAAUAGUGGUUAUUUACUAGAAAUUCUUAUUAUGAAAUCAGAAGUUUUCUUUCUGGAGUUGGCACAGUUACUAGUUACCUAACUAGGCUGGACACAAAGAUUUGCUAACAUGAAUUCUGACUUGGUUAUUCUUAUGAACAAUAUUUGCUUAUGGUUAGAAACUGUGUAACUUAAAAUUUGCUCGGUAACUUUAUGGAGAAGUUACAUGUAUUUUCUAAAUUUAUGUAUUGUAUAUUAUGUGAUAUUAAAUACAUAUUUGAUAUUUCAUAAACACCUUCCCUUGGGGUUAGUUUCUGAGCAGUGGCCACUUACAAAUAGUGUAUGUUUAUGAGCAUCACUUUGAAGCAUUGUUGGUUACAGUUAAUGCUGCAUUGAAAUUUAGAACUCAACCACAAAAACAGUGUUUUAGUGCCACAUGUUUUAUUAGUUUUUCUCAAGUUUAAAAAGCAUUUUGAAAACUCUGUCAUAUUAAGUUCGCUUCUGUUAAUGACACUCCCCCUCCCCCAACCCAUUGAAUUUCACUGUACAGACUUCAGAAUUCACCAAUUAUACAAAAAUUCAGCUAUUCCAUGAAGCAUUUUCAUUAUGUACCAUAUGAAUUUCAUGCAUCCUUUACAUCUUUCAUAAAAACCAUUGCAUAUAUUAUUACUCUGUUAUAUGUAAAUAUGUUUGUAUACAGCUUAUGAAUCCUAACAUGUUUUCUUCCCCAAUAGUUUAAUUCAUUGUUCCCCACUCUGUUUUAUUACUGGCAAGAUUAUUGCUCCUGAAAUGCAAUUCAAAGACUAAUUUUUUUGGAGUCUGUAUUCACAAAAAAUUAGUUAAUUUCACUGAAUUAUGUAAUGUUCCAUAUAGGCUAAAAUAUGUGUAUUUUUAAACUGGAAAUUGCCUAUAAUUCAUCAUAAUUUUUCAGUCAUUGAAGGUAUUUUAUGUCUUGAAUAUAGCCUGUUUCACCAUGAAGGAACAGCUUCGGCAGUUUUGUCUUUUACAUAAAUGUACCCUGAUCCUCAGUUUAUUUUUUGUAUGUGUGUAUCUUGGCCAUUGCAAUAAAUUACAUCUGAUGUGUUAGUGGA
Zootermopsis nevadensis is the source of this 6381-nucleotide messenger RNA. It is a transcript of the gene Pur-alpha, whose product is annotated as Purine-rich binding protein-alpha. The record is from RefSeq and is a predicted model, not a curated record. Gene Ontology annotation, cellular component: nucleus. Gene Ontology annotation, biological process: regulation of transcription by RNA polymerase II. Gene Ontology annotation, molecular function: RNA polymerase II transcription regulatory region sequence-specific DNA binding; purine-rich negative regulatory element binding; DNA-binding transcription factor activity, RNA polymerase II-specific. NCBI's taxonomy places the organism in Eukaryota, Metazoa, Arthropoda, Insecta, Blattodea, Termopsidae.